Molecule: messenger RNA, 1026 nt
Organism: Coniosporium apollinis CBS 100218
Lineage: Eukaryota; Fungi; Ascomycota; Dothideomycetes
Exons: 3
Coding region: 1-1026 (341 amino acids)
Biological process (GO): barbed-end actin filament capping; actin filament depolymerization
Cellular component (GO): cytoplasm; actin filament
Molecular function (GO): actin filament binding; actin monomer binding
Source: RefSeq, a predicted model, not a curated record
AUGCAGUCCGGCAUAACAGCCUCCCAAGAACUCCACACCGCCUUCCAAACCCUCCUCUCCACGCCCACCCAGCGCGGCCUCCUAGCAAGCAUAUCCGACGAGGCCCUCGUCCCCGUUAGGACCAUUCCUUCCACGUCCUCCAACUUUACCGCCGACCUGGCAAAUCUCGCCCCGCAUCUCAAACCCGACGCCGCGCUCUAUAUUCUGCUCCGCAGAUCCCUCAGCACCACCUCGUCUCCCUCCUCCUCAGCUACAGGCGGCUUUGUCGCCAUAGCAUACAUCCCCGACCGUGCGCCGGUCCGCCAAAAAACCCUCUUUGCUUCCACGCGCCAAACCCUCCUCCGCGAGCUCGGCUCCGAGAACUUCGGCGAGAGCCUCUUCGUUACUGAGGCCGAGGAGCUGAGCGAGGCGGGCUGGAAGAGACAUGAGGCGCAUGGGAAUGCGGAGCGGCCGUUGACGGAGGAGGAGAGGAAUCUGGAGGGGAUUAAAGAGGCGGAGGCGCGGGAGGCGGGGGGCACGGGCGGGAGGAAGAGGGUUGGGGGCGGGCAUUUGACGGUUAAUGUCGGGGACGGGGUUGAAGAGGCUGUGAGGGGGCUUGGGGAAGAGGGGGACGGGGAUAAUCUGGUCGUGUUGAAAAUCGACAUCCCAACCGAAACGCUCCAUCUCGACUCCACCACCACCGCCUCCCCCUCCUCCCUCAGCUCCUCCAUCUCCUCCACCGAGCCCCGCUAUUCCUUCUACCGCCACUCCGAUCCCUCCUCCUCCUCCUCUUCCACAUCCACCCAACCCAUCCUCUUCAUCUACACCUGCCCGCCCUCCUUCAAGAUCAAAGACCGCAUGAUCUACGCCUUGACCAAGAACGCCGUGACAGUGCUAGCCGAGAGGGAUUGGGGUCUCCCGAUCGCGCGGAAGCUAGAGGCGAGCGAGCCGGAGGAGAUUAGUGCGGAGAGUAUCGAGGCGGAGUUUAGGCCGAAGGAGGAGGUCAAGAGUGGGUUUGCGAGGCCGAAGAGGCCGGGGAGGCGCUGA